This is a messenger RNA of Coffea arabica (coffee), 1577 nucleotides long. RefSeq lists its product as uncharacterized. The record is from RefSeq and is a predicted model, not a curated record. Lineage: Eukaryota; Viridiplantae; Streptophyta; Magnoliopsida; Gentianales; Rubiaceae.
CAUGUCUGUUGGAAGAGAAAGAUAGAUAGAACCAACGAUCUCUAGGCUAUACAGCUUUAAGUGCAAAGAUACCUUGUGAUUCAAAGAUUGCAUGACAGAAAGGUUAGGUAACACAUUUUAUUAAUGUUCUCCAUUUCAAUGCUCCCGUCCUUGGAAAACAAAGCUUCGUAUCUUCAUUUAUCUUCACUCAUCCCCCAAAUUCAACUCUCCGGCCUUAUUUGAGUCUCCAAUCUUCUCUUUGCUCCUCUCCUAUCACUUGCUACCUUCCACUCCUGAACAUGCUUUGUAUAGUCCCAUCCAAAUAUCCAAUACCAAAGCAGCAGCUGUUCUCUUACCGCUUCUACUAGACAACUUUAAACAAGAGCAUACACAAUAAUCUUUAGCCAAAAGAAAUCAUUUACCUUCCCAUGAUGUCUUCCAUCAUGUCCAAGCAGCUCGGAGACUUUCUCCAAGAACAGCAGGAACCUUUCAUCUUAGAGGUUUAUCUUCUUGAAAGAGGUUACAGCUCCAGCAGUAUAGGAACAUGUUUGAAAAGGUCAGUCAGCUCUGGUUUAAGGAGAAACAGAAAAUUCAUCCCGAAUUGUUCAAGAAUCGUGAGAGCUCUAUUUAGCAGAACUCUGACUGUUACUGAGGACCAGAAAGUCAGCAAUAUUUCUGGAAUCAGAAGUGAAGGUGUUUGUGUCUCAGAGAUAGACAACAUCAAACAGGAAAUGGCAGAUGAUGAUAAGUUUUCCUCCGCCAGCAGUGCAACAAUGUUCAACUCUUGCUCAGAGAGUGAUGGAGAAGAUGCACAUUACGCAUGGAGAAAAGAUGGCUUUUGGGGAAUACCAGACUACUAUCAAGCCAUUAAAGAUGAAAAUGAGGUUACCGCAGACCGAAGGUUUAGAUUGGAAAAUGGCGAAGACGGCAAGCAGCUGAGCCCAGUUUCAGUUUUAGAACAUACACAAUCUGCUGAUGGUUCACCAUUUUGUAGAAAAGACGGUGAUGCUAGAAGCCACAAGCAAAUUUCGACUUCAGUGUGUGCAUGUAAAUCAGAGAAGCCAUUUUGUUCUGGUUUCGGUGAAUUUUGCAAGCCUGAUGCAUCAUCUCAAUACGCGAAAAACAAGAAAGCAGUGCAAAAAUCAAAACUACUUCUGUUUGACUGCGUUAGAGAAGUGGUGGAGAAGCACAAAAAGUACUACCCAGAGCCAGAAGGCCAACAAAUUCAACAAAUUAUGGGGCAUGAGAAGCUCUGGGAGCUCAUAUGCCAAAACAUUUGGUUAUGGAGCAAAGAAUCAAUUCAUGAAACCAAUACCGCCCAUCUACUGCACCUUGAUUUGUUAUCUUCUGCUCAAGAGUGGAGCAAUUUUGAGCAUCACAGGCAAGAAAUAGGUAUUCAGCUUGCAGAUGCGAUGCUAGAGGAUAUCAGCUAUGAGGUUAUCACAGACAUGACAAAGAAUUCAUGAACGUAUGUAGAUCUCAGAAGGGUUGUACUCAGAAUUUUGUGGUGAUAUGAACAUUUGUAGUCAAAAGCAGUUCAAAUUAUCCACAAGCUCUUUACCAAAUCAAUUGUUAAAACGUAAGAUUUAACUGACGCA